GAUGGAUGUUUGACCAUUCAAAAUCUUAACUAAGACCUGUCACCUUAUUUUUAGUAAAGAGAGAGAGAAAGCAUUGCUUUAUUAUAGAUUUGUGUCUUGUUUUGUUUUUUGUUUCAUUGUUCUUUUUCUCUUCCAUUUCUAUUGUUGUUUGCAGAAACUGAAAAACAAGAGGGAGAAACUCAAUUUUUUUGUGUUUCUCUCUUUUGUUUUCAAUUUUCAACAAAAAAAAAAUAAAAAACAUAUAAUAACAAAUUUUUAGAGGGUGUUUAGAUUUGAGGGUGUGUUGUUGAUUCAGUUGUGUAUUGUUGAGGUUGGAAUCAGACAAUAUGAACAUGAUGAGAAGAUUAAAAAGCAUUGCUUCUGGUAGAACCUCUAUUUCAUCAGAUCCUGGUGGGGAUUCUACCAUAAAAAGAGCCAAGUUUGAUCUAGAAAGUGGGGAAACAAAUCGUGUUGAAAGAGGCGGAAAUAACAAGGAUAAGUAUGUAGAUGCAUCGCAAGGAGAUGUAUCUACUACAAGUAAUUCUAAUGUUUCUGCUGUGGCUAAAACCGAGAAGUCAGGUUGUGAUCAGCUUCCAAAAGAAUUAAACGAAAUGAAAAUUAAAGAUGAUAAAAGCAAAAACAACAACGAAAAGGAUAUGGAAGCAACUAUUGUGAACGGAAAUGGAACCGAAACUGGUCAAGUAAUUACAACUUCUAUUGGUGGUCGAGAUGGACAGCCAAAGAGGAUAAUCUCAUAUGCGGCAGAGCGUGUUGUUGGUACCGGUUCUUUUGGUGUUGUUUAUCAGGCUAAGUGCGUUGAAACUGGCGAAUCCGUUGCAAUAAAGAAAGUCUUACAAGACAAGAGAUAUAAAAAUAGGGAACUCCAGGUUAUGCGUAUGCUUGAACACACUAAUGUUCUUAAACUGAAGCACUGUUUCUACUCGACGGCUGAAAAAGAAGAUGUGUACCUUAACUUAGUUUUGGAGUACGUACCUGAAACUGUCUACAGAGUUUCGAAGCACUAUGUCAGGAUGCACCAACACAUGCCUAUAAUUUAUGUACAACUAUACAUGUAUCAGAUUUGCCGUGGUUUAAAUUAUAUGCAUCAUGUGGUUGGAGUCUGUCACCGUGACAUCAAACCUCAGAAUCUAUUGGUUAAUCCCGCGAGUCAUCAGUUAAAGAUAUGUGAUUUUGGUAGUGCAAAAAUGUUGGUGCCUGGUGAACCCAACAUAUCAUACAUAUGCUCACGGUAUUAUAGAGCUCCUGAACUUAUAUUCGGUGCAACGGAAUACACAACUGCUAUUGAUGUUUGGUCUGCUGGCUGUGUUUUGGCUGAGCUUCUUCUAGGACAGCCAAUUUUUCCUGGAGAGAGUGGGGUUGAUCAGUUGGUAGAGAUCAUUAAGAUUUUGGGAACACCAACAAGAGAAGAAAUAAAGUGCAUGAAUCCAAAUUACACUGAAUUCAAGUUUCCUCAGAUUAAAGCUCACCCAUGGCACAAGAUCUUUCACAAAAGCAUGCCUUCUGAAGCAGUGGACCUUGUGUCAAGGAUGCUUCAGUAUUCACCAAAUCUACGUUGCACAGCUUUGGAAGCAUGUGCACACUCUUUCUUUGAUGAUCUCCGAGACCCAAAUGUACGCUUACCGAAUGGGCAAGAACUUCCCCCUUUGUUUGAUUUUACAGCUCAAGAGUUGGCAGGCGCAUCUGAUGAGUUGCGUCGGCGUCUCAUUCCUGAGCAUGCAAGGAGUUGAUUUUUUUCUUCGGCCAUUUGUAAAUUGAUUUUGGAUGAGUAGAUUACCAGACCAGCAAUGCUACUUUCGCUAACAGUUCAGAUCUCUGCUGUCCAACCUGCACAAUCAUGACUAUACAACUCAUAUGAGCCUCAAAACCACGCAACCUCUUUAUCAAGGACCUGCAGAUGACAAUCACAUGGAUGAUGUAGGAGUGCCUGCUGAAACUGUUACAUUCAAUUUUUAAGUAGUUUUUGGUUGAUGUAUGCCUCAAUUUUAAAGAUAACAAGUUCACACAAUUCUUUUGCUAACGUUUCAUAUAGUUCUAGAUUGUUUGUUCCUCAAAGUGGACUGUGGAAAUCAUCAAUCAAAUGAGUAGCAUUUUUUUUCUUCUAA
Molecule: messenger RNA, 2102 nt
Organism: Trifolium pratense (red clover)
Lineage: Eukaryota; Viridiplantae; Streptophyta; Magnoliopsida; Fabales; Fabaceae
Product: shaggy-related protein kinase theta-like
Exons: 13
Coding region: 327-1727 (466 amino acids)
Biological process (GO): signal transduction; protein phosphorylation
Cellular component (GO): cytoplasm
Molecular function (GO): protein serine/threonine kinase activity; ATP binding
Source: RefSeq, a predicted model, not a curated record